CCACAACAAACCCAAUUGCAAUCUGGAGGGAGCUCGAACUUCAAGUUUCGCCGUCGUUCGCUCGCCUUGGUCCCUACUUGCGCAUAGCCGAAGCUGUGACUUAUCAUCCACUGCGCAGCCCCACCACAACCGACCCGAGCUCGGCCAGGCCAAUCUUUCAGCGCGACCGCGUACGCAACCACGCGCCACGACUGUUUCCAACCGUCCCAAUUGCGAUCAACGUGAUUGCAUACUUCCGUAACAAUGGCGGACAGCUUCAACGAGGAGAUGACUGAGGACGCGCCCGCUGCCAGCACCUCAGCUGAUGUCGAGAUGGGCGACGGCGGCGCUGCUACCGAGGGCGCGGGUGCUGCUGGUGGCUCCGCGUCCGAGAACCAAACUGGUUCAGAGCUUCCGUUCGCCGAAAGUGGACCAGACGACCCGCCCGCGCCGCGCAUGACUUUCGCGCAGUAUCUUGCCAGCCCUGUCGUGACGCUGCUGGUCGGGUCGGGCAAGAAGGGGACGAUCCUCACGGCGCAUCAGGCGUUGUUGCUGCAGAGCCCUUAUUUCGCCGAGGCCUGUGCCGAGUUCGCGGAUGAUGGAAGCCCCCGGCAAAUCGAGCUUGCCGCCGAAGACAUCGAUGCGAUGGGUUGCUUCCUAGAGUUUCUGUAUACGGGCGACUACUUCCCCAGGAAGGUUCCUGGGCAGCGCAUGUUGGAGAAGGACCCCUCUAUUCCCGAGGUGGACUUGACGGGCGAGCAGCUGCUCAAGCAUGCUAAAAUCUACACCUUGGCGGAGAAGUUUGGCGUCACCAACCUCAAGAACCUCGCGUCCAGCAAAAUCCACUGCGUCAACUCGACCGCCAAGGGCGAGAUUGCCUACGCCCGCUACGUCUACGAGUUCACCCGCAAGGACGACACUUCGAUCCGCUCGCCCGUGGCGAACUUCUGGGCGACCCGCUCCCAUACUCUCCGCGCAGAGGCCGAUGAGGAGUUCCGCAACCUUUGCUUGGAGUUCCCCGAGUUCGGUUACGACGUGCUCACCCGCGUCCUCGACGAGAAGCUCAAGCGGGAGCGCAACGAGAAGAUGCACCCGGGCACCAGCACACCGGGCGGCGCGCGCAAGCGGCCUCGCCACAGCAGCACCGCCGCCUAAGCCGAGAAAUCCGAGGA
This is a messenger RNA of Chaetomium strumarium, 1151 nucleotides long. RefSeq lists its product as uncharacterized. The transcript has 3 exons. NCBI's taxonomy places the organism in Eukaryota, Fungi, Ascomycota, Sordariomycetes, Sordariales, Chaetomiaceae. The coding region runs from base 244 to 1134 and encodes 296 amino acids. The record is from RefSeq and is a predicted model, not a curated record. Gene Ontology annotation, molecular function: protein binding.